AUGGAUACUAAUCAAGUAGUUUUUAUACAAGGUGAUAUACAACUUCAAGGUUUAGUUGCUCUUGUUAUUCAAAUGAACAAUGAAGAUUUCUAUUUGAAUGUUGAUGUAAUUCCGAAGCAUACUGGUUGUAGCACUAGUUCAAGGUCUUUGUCUCGUUCUAAUUAUGGUUGUAGCAGUAUUUCUGGUGCUAGUACUUCAAACUCUUGUGUAAGUGAAAGUCCUAAGCUUGUAAGGGUGGUCGAUCAUGACGUGGACAAGGCCAAGCCUCUCAUUAUCGAUGAAUGGCGUUAUGUUUUUGACAAUAUUGGUAGAGAAUUUGUGGGUGGUGUUAAAGCUAUCAUGUCACUCUUUAAGAAGACUUAUGGGUCCAAUAUUAAGUAUCACCAUGCCCGUAGAGGGAAAGAAGCUGUAUUUGAAGAUCAAUAUGGUGACGACGAGAAGUCGUAUAGCGAUUUAAAUUGGUAUCUCAGGCCCAUGAUUUACUUGGACGCUACUUUCCUUAUUGGUAGAUUCAGGGGUACUUUGAUGGCUGCAACAUGUGUCAAUGGAAAUGAUGGUUUUUACCCAUAUGCUUUUGUUAUUGUUUUAUCUGAAAACAAAGACAAUUGGUUUUGGUUUCUAGAUAAUCUUCAACAAGUGGUCGAUGAUCGUCCGAUUGUUUUCCUUAGUGAUCGUCACGAAGGACUUCUGCAGGGCAUUCCAAGAGCAUUUCCUGGUUCAUAUCACAGCUAUUGCUUUUACCACAUCAAGUGCAAUCUCCCUAUUGGAAAAGGUGAUGCGAAUUACAAUGUCGUUAUUGAUUUGUUUUACAAAGCUGCUUACUCUUACACAUCAACGAACUUUGAAGAAGCUUUGCGGGGCAUGCAUGCAAUUGGUUGUGGACAUGUUGCUAAUUAUCUUAGGACCAUUCCAAAGGAGAAAUGGGCAAAUGCAUUUUUCCCUAUAUGCAGAUAUUCUGCUCACUCUUCAUCUAUUGUCGAGUCAUUCAAUAACUGGAUUCUUGAGUUCAAAAAGCUGCCUGCUUUUGCUCUUCUCGAUGCGAUACGUUUGAAGGUUAUGCAGAUGAAUUCUAAGAGAAGGGUAGAAGAUAUUGAAAAUUUUAACACUAGGCUCACUCCCGUAUACGAGGAUUUACUAAACGAGAACAUCAACAUUGGUCGUACUUGGACUGUUGUUGAGUCUAUGGAAAUAUUGUAUGAAGUCAGGUCUCCCCGCAAUCAUUCUGUAGAUAUGUUGGAGAGAACUUGUACGUGUCACAGGUGGCAAGUAAAUGGUUUUCCCUGCGCACAUGCUUGUGCUGCCAUUCAAUCUACAAGGGAGGACAUAUAUUCAUUUGUUGAGCCAUACUUCACCAUUGAAUGGUACAAUAGAACAUACCAAGAGAUCAUCUUGACAAUCCCAAAUUAUGACAAGCCGCAGUCUUAUGAUCCUAGUGAUAGGAUUAUUGUUCCUAUUCCUGUGCCUCCACCCGGUAGACGAAGAGAACAGCGUUUCAAGAAGGCUUGGGAGAAGCAAAAGAGGCCUAUGAUGUGCACAAAGUGCUUCACUCUUGGUCACCACAACAGAGCUACCUGCCCCAUGCCUUGA
Messenger RNA from Papaver somniferum (opium poppy), 1587 nucleotides. RefSeq lists its product as uncharacterized. The transcript is spliced from 4 exons. The coding region runs from base 1 to 1587 and encodes 528 amino acids. NCBI's taxonomy places the organism in Eukaryota, Viridiplantae, Streptophyta, Magnoliopsida, Ranunculales, Papaveraceae. Gene Ontology annotation, molecular function: zinc ion binding. The record is from RefSeq and is a predicted model, not a curated record.